AUGGACUUAUGGUUAGCAAAUUUUCUCGCUCAAAACAGAGGCUUACCAGACUUUGAGCAGGUUGCAAGCCUUCUUUGGGAAAUCUGGAAGGCGCGGAAUCACUUCAUCUUUCGCCGCGUUCAGAAGUCCCCAGAUCAGGUUAUCGACUCUGCUUUUGCCCUGGCCUCUCUACAGAAACGAGUCCAUCAAAAGGAUUUAAAGGGCCAUUCCUCUUGGCUGAGCCCCAAUCGGUCUUGGCAACCUCCCCCGCUGGGCACGAUGAAGAUCAAUCUGGACGGCUCCUUUCCCACGGCAUCUCACAGAGGAUCGAUUGCUGGUAUGGCCCGCGACCACUCGGGUAGACUGCUUGGUGGAAUCACACGCUCUGUCUCUGCCUCCUCUGCUCUCGAGACCGAGAUCCAGGCAUUAAUUUUGUCUCUUCACGAUCUGAUUCAGCAAGAGUUAACAGAUUCUAACCUGCUUGUGGAGUCCGACAGCAUCGUCCUCGUUGAAACCCUAAAUCGGGGUCGCCUGCCGCCGUGGGAGUGCCGCGCCCUCUUCACCGAGUGCUUUGAUCUACUUCGCCGAUUCUCUCAUCUUCGUGUACAGCACUGCCGUCGGGAGGCUAAUACCCUCGCAGAUUGGGCAGCAAAGGCCCAUGGCUGCGGAUCCCUCUCUUCCGCUUGGUUUGUCUCCCCUCCCCAAGUUAUGCUUGAUAUUCUCUGUAAAGACGCCCUCGCUCAGGGUUGCUUUGUAUUUCCCACGUGA
Molecule: messenger RNA, 747 nt
Organism: Eucalyptus grandis
Lineage: Eukaryota; Viridiplantae; Streptophyta; Magnoliopsida; Myrtales; Myrtaceae
Exons: 1
Coding region: 1-747 (248 amino acids)
Molecular function (GO): nucleic acid binding; RNA-DNA hybrid ribonuclease activity
Source: RefSeq, a predicted model, not a curated record